CGCUUUUGUUCUGUUCUCACCGGAAAAGAGCCCAACAACCCAGCAGGGUGUUCCGAGUAGCCGCCGCCAAUGGAGAUCGGAAAAUCAAGCCUCCGUCUACACAGUCGCCUUUCUCUUCCCAAUCUCCGCUUCAUCGCUUUCUCAUCUUCAUUUUCGACUUCAACUCCAGCAGUAGACUUCCUAAACGACGCCGUCGAAGACGACAACGAUUCCUCCACCACCACCUCUUCCUCCUCCAAACCCACCACCGUUACUUCAUCCUUAUCACCAGCAGAAUCCCUUGUUGCGGAAAAGCUCCACUCUUUAAUCAAAAACCACCAUCGCAAAAACCCUACCUUAAACCCUAAUCCCAAUUCCCCGAACCCCAUAAACCCUGAUCUCACUCUCCCAACUCUCUCCUUCGAUCUAUCCAAAAUCUCCCCCAUCCACUCACUCUCUCCGGCCGUCAUUGUUCACGUAAUCGAGAAAUGUGGAUCCGUUCGUCACGGCAUACCCUUUUCUCAGACCUUGGCGUUCUUCAACUGGGCCAUUUCCCGUUCCGAAACCCUCAUUUCCCAUGAGCCUUAUAACGAGAUGAUUGACCUGGCGGGAAAGGUACGCCAAUUUGACGUCGCUUGGCAUUUGAUUAAUUUGAUGCGGAGUAAAAAUGUUGAAAUCCCAAUUGAAACUUUUUCGAUUUUGAUUCGCCGGUAUGUUCGUGCUGGCUUGGCUAAUGAGGCUGUGCAUGCCUUUAAUCGGAUGGAGGAUUAUGAUUGUAAGCCCGAUAGGAAUGCGUUUUCGAAGGUGAUUAGUGUUCUCUGUAAGAAGAGAAGGGCUGUUGAAGCUCAGUCAUUUUUUGAUAGUUUGAAAGAUAGGUUUGAGGCUGAUGUGGUAGUGUAUACUAGCUUAGUGCACGGGUGGUGCAGGGCUGGCAACAUGUCUGAGGCUGAGAGGGUUUUUGGUGAAAUGAAGGCAGCUGGGAUUCAACCCAAUGUGUAUACUUAUAGUAUUGUUAUCGAUGGUUUAUGUAGGUGUGGGCAAAUUACGCGUGCCCAUGAUGUUUUUGCUGAGAUGAUUGAUGUUGGAUGUGAGCCAAAUGCGAUCACUUUUAACAAUCUUAUGCGAGUACAUGUGAAAGCCGGGAGGACUGAGAAGGUGUUGCAAGUUUAUAAUCAGAUGAAGAGGCUAUCUUGUGUGCCGGAUGUGAUAACUUACAAUUUUUUGAUAGAGACUCAUUGUAGGGAUGGGAAUCGCGAGGAUGCGAUUAAAGUGUUAAAUUCGAUGGUUUAUAAAGGGUGUGAACCUAAUGUUCAUAGUUUUAACCCGAUUUUUAGGUGCAUUGCCAAGUCGGGGGAUGUCAAUGCUGCUCAGCGGUUGUUUGCAAGGAUGAAGGAGUUAAAGUGUCAAACUAAUACUGUGACAUAUAACAUUCUGAUGCAGAUGUUUGCUGAUUCAAAAUCUACAGACAUGGUUAUCAAGCUUAAGAAGGAAAUGGAUGAGAGUGAAGUUGAGCCUAACGUGAACACUUACAAAAUUUUGAUUUCAAUGUACUGCAAAAUGGGACAUUGGAAUAAUGCAUACAAGUAUUUUAGAGAGAUGAUAGAGCAGAAGUAUCUAAAACCAAGUCAGCAAGUUUACCAAAUGGUCUUGGAACAGCUUAGGAAGUCUGGCCAGAUGAAGAAGCAUGAGGAGCUGGUGGAGAAGAUGGUUUAUAGGGGAUUUGCUUCUCGUCCCUUGUAAAGGAUAGUUAAAGUGGCUCAACCAGUUGAAUUUGGAUUCACUUGUAAAGAAGCAAAUUCCUUUGAAACAUGUUGCAGCCUCCUCCUCUGGUCAGAAAUGAAUUGGCAAUGAUGGGCGUGGAAAUUUUGCACAUUCAGUUGAUCAUGAUCUUUUGGUGCUGCUUUACUAUGUCUUUCAGAUCUGCUUAUGCUCGUUUGGAUGAUGAUGGAUGACAACUAGUGAGCGCCGGAAUGGUGAUUUUGAACCUUCUUAUGAGGCAUCUUGGUUUGGAGCUCACGUCAUCUGGUGGCAGUCCAACAUAUGAGACAUCCUUUCUGCACCUCUAGCAGCUGCUAAUGGGGUGCUCCAUUGUUGGAAAACCGAGAUAACGAUGAAAUGUGUAGAUAAUUGCACUAUUUGGCUUCAAAUGAAGCUUGGCAAUUGGGGGUUUCUUCUUUAUGUGUACGUCGCUUUGCAUUGGAAGUUCUAAUGCAGCCAGCUUUCCUUGGUCUGUUUCUUUGUAGGGUAGAGAAGGGUUAUGUUUGCAGUAGGUGACAAGGAUUGUGAGAAAGUGCAGAACUGUUUUAGCUAUUGCACUUCAGGCUGUAUCAUUUGUGGAACUAGCAUUACAUUUUGUCUCCAUGAAAUCAGGCUUACCUGUUUGCAGUGUGCUGCUAGCAGUCCUUCCUGGAACAUGAGCACAAUUAAUCAGCUGAUUUAGCAAUCUUUAGUUAAAACAUUAAACUGAAUUAGCAUA
Messenger RNA from Coffea arabica (coffee), 2455 nucleotides. RefSeq lists its product as uncharacterized. Gene Ontology annotation, molecular function: protein binding. NCBI's taxonomy places the organism in Eukaryota, Viridiplantae, Streptophyta, Magnoliopsida, Gentianales, Rubiaceae. The record is from RefSeq and is a predicted model, not a curated record.